Oikopleura dioica is the source of this 858-nucleotide messenger RNA. NCBI's taxonomy places the organism in Eukaryota, Metazoa, Chordata, Appendicularia, Copelata, Oikopleuridae. The record is from the annotation of a GenBank genome assembly.
AUGAGGCACCACACUAGUGGAUCUCAAGUUGCUUUUCCAAAGUACCAUUUCUGGGCGAAUCAUCAGCAAAACAAGGAUUUGCCGAUGCUCUCCAGCAGCGAUGACAGCAAGAAAAUGCCCUCAUCUCCAGUUCUCCGCCUCAAAGUCGAUGGAAACGUCCCUCAGACGAUGCGAAAUGUCAUUUUUGAAUCAACAGCGAAUUUCAACCCUUCAUCGAGAUUUUAUGUCGUCUGUAUUCCCAUCAGCGAUAAUUUGGGUGUAAUUGCGAAUAAUUCAAACAUUGUUUUGGGAAAAAAUCUAACGAUCGAAGAUGCUGCUUCUUUUUGUGUUUCAAGGGGAAUGGAAAUUCUGCCCUUUACUGAUCUCAUUUAUGCGAAGAUUUUUUCACUUUUUAUUGAAUCAAAGUUUGGCUGCGCUCCUUUCGCUAGAAGAUGCGACAUGUCCAUUGAAAAAGAACGAGCUGUGAUAACUGAUGCUGAUGGAAGAGCGAAUUUUUUCAGCGCCGGACUUUUUUACGAAGUCUUUGAUUUAGUCCACAAGUACGAACGCCCCGACCGGUCGCUUGGAAAGGUUGAUGAAAGCUGGAGGAGCUACCCUUACGCACUUCUCUGGACGAAAGAAACCGUCGAAAAAGUCGGGCCUUGGUGGAUCUCUCCCUUUUCGGAAAAGUCAUUCGCAAUUUGCAAACAAUCACCGAAAAGAGGUCAAAAUCCUUCAAACAAGCCAUUUUCCGGGCCGAAAUUUCCCGAGCCGAUUCCGACAAAUGGAGCAUCGCGAGAAUCUUCCUCUUUCAUUUUCUUUUCCAUUCUGGUUUCACUCUUUUUGACAGAUCGUGUCAACCAAUUUAUCUUUCUUUGA